This is a messenger RNA of Corvus hawaiiensis (hawaiian crow), 2762 nucleotides long. It is a transcript of the gene EPS8L2, whose product is annotated as EPS8 like 2. Bases 346 to 2568 code for a protein of 740 amino acids. Gene Ontology annotation, cellular component: vesicle; plasma membrane; ruffle membrane. NCBI's taxonomy places the organism in Eukaryota, Metazoa, Chordata, Aves, Passeriformes, Corvidae. The transcript is spliced from 21 exons. The record is from RefSeq and is a predicted model, not a curated record. Gene Ontology annotation, molecular function: actin binding. Gene Ontology annotation, biological process: positive regulation of ruffle assembly; regulation of Rho protein signal transduction; Rho protein signal transduction.
GCUGCCUCCACAUCCCUCCCCUCCUCUCUCCUCUGCCAAGAAACCUCUAUCACCUGCUCUCAGACACUCGGGGCGAGCGGCACCAGGAGGAAAGGGCAGAGGGGAACCACAGCACGGGGACCCCAGGCCGGGCUGCCGGGUGGGCUCUGCCUCCCACUCUCCUUCAGCGUUCGGGGCACCGGGCUCACAGCCUGUGCAGGGAGGACAGGGAGCUUGGCUGCUGGAGAAUGGCAGCAGGAUUUAAGUAGGAGGGCACGGAAAACUGGGAGAGAACUCACGGGAGCUGAGCGAACUGCGGGAGACGAGAGCGGCUUCUCAGCACCGUUGCCCAGCCUGUGAAGCAACAUGAGUCACAAAGGAACCCUCAGCAGCAACCCCGGCCCAUCAAAUGGCAGCAUGGGCAAAGCCGACGGAGCCUCCAAGCUGAGCGCAAAGGACCUGUACGAACAAAGGAAAAAAUACUCCAACUCCAACGUCAUCAUGCACGAGACUUCCCAGUACCACGUCCAGCACUUGGCCACCUUCAUCAUGGACAAGAGCGAGUCCAUCACGACAGUGGAUGACGCAAUCCGGAAACUCAUCCUGCUCAACUCCAAAGAGAAGAUCUGGACACAAGAGAUGCUGCUGCAAGUGAAUGACAAGUCCAUCCGGCUGCUGGACUGUGAGACACAGGAGGAGCUGGAGGACUUCCCCCUGCCGACAGUGCAGCACUGUCAGACAGUGCUCAAUCAGAUGCGCUACUCCUCCAUCCUCCUGCUAGUGUGUCAGGAUUCCGAGCAGCACAAACCUGACAUCCACUUCUUCAACUGUGACGAGGUGGAGGCUGAGAUGGUUCAUGAGGACAUAGAAAGUGCCCUGGCAGACCACAAGCACGGGAAGAAGAUACGGCCACAGACACUCAAGGCAAACCAGGAAAAGAUCAAGCAGAGACAAUCCAUCCUCCCCCCACCUCAAGGACCAGCUCCCAUCCCGAUCCAGCACGACAUGAGAGGCUCAGCGAUGAACAGGAACAGGGUGGCACCUCCUUCCCAGCAUGAUCCAGACUAUGAACGACGAAGCUCUGGCUCUCACGACCAUGAGGAAUCCCGAGCCAUGUUAGCACAGAAGAUUGAAAAGGAAACGCAAAUCCUGAACUGCACCCUGGAUGACAUUGAAGUGUUUGUCGCCCGGCUCCAGAAGGCUGCAGAGGCAUUCCGACAGCUCAACCAAAGGAAGAAAGGGAAGAAGAACAAGAAGAAAGGGCCAGCAGAGGGAAUGCUGACCCUCCGAGCAAGACCCCCCAGUGAGGCUGAGUUCAUCGACUGCUUCCAGAAAACCAAACUGGCUUUUAACCUCUUGGCCAAACUAAGGAAGCACAUCCAAAACCCCAGUGCUUCGGAGUUGGUGCAUUUCCUCUUCGGGCCGCUAGAACUGAUCAUCAACAGCUGUGGUGGCCCCGAGCUGGCCCGGUCUGUCCUCAGCCCGCUGCUUUCUAAAGACGCCACCGAUUUCCUGAGAGGACACCUGACACCCAAAGAGAUAAACCUCUGGGAUUCCCUGGGGGAGACAUGGACCAGAUCCAGAGCCGAGUGGCCCCGAGACACGAACAUCCCCACCUACAUCCCCAAAUUCCGCAACGGCUGGGAACCACCCACAGAAAUCUUCCGUGGAGCUCCCUGGGAAAUAGACAUUGGACACUUGCAAGAGGAGCUCUCCUCAGCCAAUGGAUAUCCUUACCGGAACUCCUCACUCAAGCGUGGCCAGACGGCUGAGCAGACACAGGUCGGGGAUGCCUUCAAACAGAACAUCACUCCACAUGGAAAUAGGAAUUUCGAGGCCCAGGGGGUGGCUGUGCCCAAGAGAUUUGCCAAGAUCCGCUACGAUUUCACCGCGCGAAACGCCAAUGAGCUCUCGGUGCUGAAGGAUGAAAUCCUGGAGGUGUUGGAAGAUAAUAAGCAGUGGUGGAAGUUGCUCAACCGGAGCGGGCAGGCCGGUUAUGUUCCGUACAAUAUCCUGGAUGUGGUGAAACUGGAAGAGCUCGAACAGGUCUGUCGUCAGUCUAACCAGAGGUACAAAGGAGACCUGAGCCCCAGGGGCUAUGGCCCAUCCAGCCCAACCCACAAGCUGCCUGCCAGCUACGCCGGGGAUAAGUGGGGCAGUGAGAUGUUGUCGCGCUACUCCGCACAGGACGCCAAAGAACAACUUAUUCACCAAAUGGAUGAGCUGAACGACGAGCUGCUAAAGAAGAUCACAAACAAUAAAAUUCAGCCUCCCCACAGGAAUUUCAAAGUGGAAAAGCCUCAGCAAGUUUUUGUGCCCCUCACCUUUGAAUCCAGCACUGAAGAAGUCAAAGCCUGGCUGGAGGCCAAGUCAUUCAGCAAAGAGACCGUGGAACACCUGGGCAUCCUCACCGGAGCUCAGCUCUUCUCCCUCAACAGAGAGGAGCUGAAGAAGGUGUGCGGUGAUGAGGGAAACAGAGUCUACAGCAAGAUCACAGUGGAGAAAAACCAGCUGGAGAAAAGCAGAGGGGAGUCGGAGCUCCAAGAAAUCAUGAAGCGCCGCCAGGAAAGGAUUGAUUCUGCAAAUUAAAGUCUCUCUGCUUUAUUUCAGCUCUUAGCCCUAAGUAGUGCAGAAGAAAAGGGAAUGAAAGCAAUGAUUCCUGGCCCAGGCCGGAUGCAGCAGAGCUCCCCUUGGGGUCCAGCUGCCAUCAGAGUGACAAUUCCUUGAACACUGUUGGGAAGGGUUGACAAUAAGACCAUGUCCCACUGGGAAAGGUGUUUUAA